AUGUGGACUGGUCACGUAGGGGUUUCUUAUAGGGCAUCUGGCGACUGGAAUGAUCUCACCUGUUGGAAUACUGGUUUUCCCUGUGGUCUUGUCUGCAAGAGGCUGCCCUAGAUGUUAAGCCAGCUUCACUCCCGAUCAAAGCCGAAAGUAGAGUGUAGUGGAAAAAUUAAUGCAGAUUCUGGGUCGACAUUUUAAAAUGCAGACAAGAAAACAUUUUAGUGCUAAUUUCUAAAGGGUUAAAAAAAGCGGCUUGUGACUGAAAUAAACAUUAUGUAUCUCUUGUGUCUUGUUUGGUUUUUCUUUUAUGUGGAGAAUUUUUUUUUCUGGCCCAUUUAGGUCUUUCAGUAGCAGAUCCAGACCUUCAGAUAACGGGACAGGGGCGCGAAGGGGGAAGACCGGUCAUCUAGACCCUGACAUAAGAGAGGGGACUGGUCUCCAAAAAAUUUUUGUUUUCGGUCCUUAGGGCCUCAGUUUGGUCUAAAAAUAAGGGGCUGGGUCCCGGGCCUCCCGUGCCCCUUCCCUGGAUCCGCAAUUUUACAACUCAAGAGACGUUCGCAGAAGUGCUGCUCACUGAUUUUAUAUCGUUUCAAAAAUACUCUUUACAACCAUUUGACAGGCAUUGUGGGAAAGCGUAAAAAUAGCAAAGGAUGGAGCAAAGUAGGAAUAUCCGUACUUGUGCUGAUAAGAUUGUUCAGACUGUUCAAGGGAAGACAACCUUAUCGCCUGAAGAUCCAUUUGAAAACAUUGAGGAGAUCCUUAUCUAAAAGCUAAUUGGCAGCGCAAUCGAGUUGCGGUUGCUUAUAUUAGUAUACUUUUAAUAGAUGUUAUGUUGCUAACAUUAUCGAACACAGUUCAGCCAUUUUUUGUUGGGUUUCCAUCGGCCGUUACGGUUAAGUAAAAUUCAGAAACGGAAGUUUAAAAAACGAGCACAAGUGUACUUGAUCUGCGAAAUUUAAUUACCUUGAAAAACGGUGAUUCGUCAAAAUCGCGAAAUUGGAGUCCCGCGAAAUAUUCCUAUUCCAAAUUCGCGAAAUUAAAGUCGCGCGAAAAUAAGUGAUAAUCAGGUAAACAAAGACCUGUUAGGCACUUCUGUUUGACUUCCGCUGCAGUAAGGUUUAAUUAUCUCGUCGAAAAUGAUAAAAUAGUCUUGGAGAAACAGACAGUUAUCAUCCUUUUUCACUUUUUCUGCGUGAUUUGGUUUGAAAGUCAUUGUUGAUAUUUAUUAAAAAGUUGUGAUGCGUGUAAAAGUAUAAAGAGGUUUCAAAUUACGUAUGCAAAUUUAAUUAUAUUUUUAAAACAAAAUUCAAAGUCAGCGUUUUAUGUUUUGCUUAGAACGGUACAUUUUUUAGAUUUAUGAAAUUAGCUGUUCACCUUUAGCUAGGUUAUAUAAAUGUUAUGUAAAACAUUUAUUUACCAUUUUGACAACUAUUAACACCAUAUUUCUCAUUCGCCGUUGCGACUGAUCCUGACGCGACCCGACGCAAGUUAUGUACCAGAAACAAACGCAUUUUAUGAUUAAGAGAGUAGCCUUUAUAUUAAAAAAUAUGCAGACUCAAUUGUCCAAAAGUUCAGAUAAGCAACCAAUUGUUGUUUUUUUUUUUCGGGAAAAAUUGAAACUUUUACUCGUCAAAGUGUAAGAUAAGGGGUGCACGCGCAUGAAAGCACUGACGGGCGGUGUGAAUUUCUGCAGAUGCGAAAAAGUAAAUUGCUUUCUCAAAAUCCUUUUGACUGCUGAUGAAUAUUCAAAAAUUUUGUAUUUUUCUUCCGUAACUGAAAAGGAAAAAUCAAGUUUCGGUGACUUUUGUGCAGUGCUUCUAGCUUUAAUUUAGAUAACACGCCCUGCGUGCUUUUGUGUACGCUGAAUACAUGGUGUGCUAUUUCGCACGCAGCUGUUGUGUAAAAACUUUAACACGCGUUUUCUCCUUUUUAACUUGCUCACGCUUAAUUGUCUCAAGCGUGUCCUCUAAAACAAAAGAAAUUGCUAAUGAGACAAGAUGGCGAGCGACCUAAAGCGUGUUAAAAUGAAUCGUUUUGUUAAUGGAAGCGUUUCGUAAGCGUGCUUUCACCUUUAGCAUCAAAAUCCUGUGGAGGUCACAUAUUACGGCCAUUUAUACGAGGAAAAAUAAGACGCGUCUUAAAUAAGACGCGAACUGUACCAUUUAUACGAGCAUGUCUUAUCUAAUAAGACGCGUCUUAGCUAAGCCGCGUCUUAUUUUAGACGAAAUGUGCCGUUUAUACGGAAAGUUCGCGUCUCAUGUAAGACGCGUCUUAUUUUUCCUCGUAUAAAUGGCCCUAUUGUUGCUAGUAAAACUAGACCGCGUAAUACUGCAUCCUCAAAUUAAAGCUUCAACUCGCUGUUCGGAUGAUCAUGGUCUCGCCUCGUGAUCUUUCCGUCUAUCAUAAUGAUCCUAUCUGAACUCGUUUAUUCAGCUUCAUCCUUCAAUGAAUCAUCACUUUGACAGAGCCUGUGAGAAACAAGAACUCAAAAGAACAGCUCAGCAAUUCCCUGACCGCUGGUGAGACCGAAUCAGCCGCCGAAUCCGAGCUCAAAAGACCUAGGUAUAGUGUAAUUUUUCCAUACCACCAUACAGAGUUAUGUUCGCCCGGACCUAGCAAAUCAGCAAAAGCACUAACUCAGGGGAAAGCAAAAAGCUAAUUAGGAAAUUGGUCGGAAUAAUACUUUGUACAUCUAUUUAUCACAAUAGCGUGAGCCUCUGUAUGAUACCUGGGAACGUCGUUUUCGUCGCGUUCAGUUUUCCACCAAAUCGUCGAUUUUACAAAGAAAUCAUUUCCGUAUCAAGCGAAAUUGUUUUACGUGGUAUUAAACGCUACUGGCGAGUGCAACCACGUGGCGACGGCGACAAUGACAGAGACGAGAAAAUAGAAAAGAAACAGAUUUAAUAUGCAAAAUAAAAACACUCAAUGCCUUCAUCACACAAAAAAUAGGGACAUUAGGGACCUUAAGCAAGGACGACGACUCGUUGGCUCGAAGAUAUUAGCACUUGAGUGCUACACUGUAAAUUCGAGGGUAAAUAAAGUUUAUUGAUUGAUUGAUUGAUUUGACGACGACGACAGUGAAAACGUCAGUAAAAAAAUGAAUUUGCUUCCUCUCAAACUCAAUCCCGUCUAUUUGGACCCAUUCAAUAUGUCAAAUGUAGGCGUCUUUUCCUGGAGUUAAAUUCUUAAGGAUUUUAUUCAGGUUAAAAAAGAGAUAGGAAAAUUCGUCGUCGUAUGUCCACGUCCUCUAUAAAACGUCAAAUAAGAAGGUUUCACGUAAUAGUCAUGCAGUGGACGUAGAAAUGUACUAAAAAACGUGAUGCAGGUACAGAGCUGUUGUUUUGAUCAUUAAACCUAUUGUUUUUUGUGAAGUCGUCGUUGUGGUCAACGUCAAUCAGCUGUAAAACGAGGCCGCAUCGGAAUGGCAAUGCGACUGUUGUUUUAGUCUCUCGUCUUUCAUCACUAUACGUUGCGGCUUCGAUUUCGUCAGAAAUACUUCUCCAAAAUCUUGGUUAUGACAUGUAACGGUACCUUCAACAACAAUUCAAUUUAAAAACUGUCUCGGCUAAAAAUGUGAUUCUAUUAGAAUAAGAUACAUUUUUUGGUUAAGGUUGCAAUUUCCAGUCACUAGUAGUGACUCUUUCACAAAUUGAAGAUUCUACUAAGAUAUUGUUGAUUUAUGUGAGUGCAAUUUUUCUUGCAGUUCAGACAAGCAGUGUAAUUAAACGAAGUGUUGGUAAUGACACAACACUUGCAAAACUGCGAGAUAUCGAGCGAAUACUUGGUGAGUAAAGUUGAUCCUGCAAAAAGUAAACCCUCUUUUUUUCCCCCGAAUUUUGAGAUAGCUUUCACGAACUGAUAGUAAGACUUUGGUCAAUUUUUCUUCCAGUCUCUUCUUUCAAACAACAGUACGUAUAUUGGUACUUAUUUUGACGCUGUUCAGUUUUAUAAUUUUAAAAUUUUAAAUUUAAACACGCAAAAUUCAAUGACCAAAUAGUCCAUAGAAUAUUCAAAUCAUAGAAAAGAUGAUAACUCCACUUCGCAUGUAAUUAUAACAGCAUAUGCACAAUUAAGAUUUGAAAAAUACACUUUCUAAUAAUCAACUGGUUUUUAGUAAGUUCCGUUUUGUUCAGGUAUUUUCUAUGAAAGAGGGUGUUAAUUUAUUGAUAUUCGCACAUGAAGAAGAAAGUCUAGCUAGUAUCCGGCCGGACGCCCAUACAGUUUAUCUACAAAUUUAGAAUGUCAGAAAUGUUGNCAAUUCCCUGACCGCUGGUGAGACCGAAUCCGAGAUGAAACUGUUUUCGGCUAUUCUAGCCAUAUAUUUGGCACUUUUAUGCGCAACAGACCUAGGUAUAGUGUAAUUUUUCCACACCACCAUACAGAUAUUUUUAUUCGUUGACCUAGCAAACCAGCAAAAGAACUAACUCAUGGGAAAAGCAAAUUGCUCAGAACACCUAUACUUAGGAAAUUGGUCACAUGGAAUAAUACUACAUUUAUUGAUCACAAUAUCGUGAGCCUCUGUAUGACACCUGGGAACGUCGUUUUCGUCGCGUUCAGUUUUCCACCAAAUCGUCGAUUUUACAAAGAAAUCAUUUCCGUAUCAAGCGAAAUUGUUUUGCGUGGUAUUAAACGCUACUGGCGAGCGGAACAACGUAGAGACGGCCACAACGACAAAGACGAGAAAAUAGAAAAGAAACAGAUUUAAUAAGCAAAAUAAAAGCACUCAAUGCCUUCAGCGCAGGAAAAUGUUGUAAAACACAAAAAAGUAGCCGAAUCGGAAUGGUAAUGCGACUGUUGUUUUAGUCUGACUCUAAAAUCGUCAUUUCAUCAUUAGCGAUCGUUGCGGCUUCGAUUUCGUCAGAAACACUUCUCCAAAAUCUUGGUUAUGAUCACUGCAUCGGCUACAAAUAAGAUACUUGUCUAUUAGCAUUUUUCCUUGAAAAGGUGCAAUUUCCAGUCACUAGUACUCUUUCACAAAUUGAAGAUCGUACUUAGAUAUUGAUUAGAUAUAUGAGUGCAAUUUUUCUUGCAGUUCAGACGGGCAGUGUAAUUAAACGUGUUGUAAUUGGUAAUGACGCAGUAGUUGCAAAACUGCAAGAUAUCGAGCGAAUACUUGGUGAGUAAAGUUGAUCCAGCAAAAAAUAAACCCUUUUUUUUUCCCCGAAUUUAGAGAUAGCUUUCACGCACUGAUAGUUAGACUUUGGUCAAUUUUUCUUCCAGUUUCUUCUUUCAAACAACAGUACGUAUAUUGGUAAUUAUUUUGGCGCUGUUCAGUUUUAUAAUUUGGCGUUAAGCGCGAAAAAGAUUCCUCUUCAAAUUUAAACACGCAAAAUUCAAUGACCAAAUAGUCCAUAGAAUAUUCAAAUCAUAGAAAAGAUGAUAACUCCACUUCGCAUGUAAUUAUAACAGCAUAUGCACCAUUAAGAUUUGAAAAAGACACUUAUAAUCAACUGGUUUUUAGUAAGUUCCGUUUUGUUUAGGUAUUUUAUAUGAAAGAGGGUGUUAAUUUAUUGAUAUUCGCACAUGAAGAAGAAAGUGUUGCUAGUAUCCGGCCGGACGCCCAUACAGUUUAUCUACAUAUUUAGAAUGUCAGAAAUGUUGAAAAAAAAAAUUAAGUUGGGAACACUUGAAUCGCGAAAUUUAAUGCCUUUUUUCAUAUGCCAUUCAUUAUUGAAAUCGUGAAAACUGAAGAGAUAAGAGCCCGCGAAAGCCACGAAUGUAACCACGAAAGUCAUUACCGAUUAGGUUUUAAAAACUCUUUGUCCUACUUUUCUUUCAGGCGUUCCUUGUCCACAUGGCUGGGUGCGAUUUAAGGCAUACUGCUAUCUUGUCAGUAGCGCUAUCAAGACUUGGCAAAAUGCCCAAGCGUACUGUAAAGAACUGGGAGGAAAUCUGGUGAAAAUAAACAGCCAGGACGAAAACGAGUUUGUACUAAACCUGGUAAACAAGCUCGCCCCAUCGCUGAAGCAGAUUUGGAUCGGACUCGAGUGGGACUCUCGCGUAAAGGCCUUCGUGUGGUACGAUCAUUCUGUUCCUACAUUCACCAAAUGGUCCCCAAAUGAACCAAAUGGAAAUGCUAAGGAGCCUUGUAGCAACAUGUGGACUGGUCACGCAGGGGUUUCUUAUAGGGCAUCUGGCGACUGGAAUGACCUCACUUGUUGGAAUACUGGUUUACCCUGUGGUCUUGUCUGCAAGAGGCUGCCCUAG
This is a messenger RNA of Porites evermanni, 6204 nucleotides long. Lineage: Eukaryota; Metazoa; Cnidaria; Anthozoa; Scleractinia; Poritidae. The record is from the annotation of a GenBank genome assembly.